UUGUGGUUUUUUCUUUUAAAAAAAGUGUUCUUAUACGAUAAAAUUGCUAUUUCGGAUGAUUUUGUUUCUUCCUCAAAAUUAAAUAUAGAUGUUCUAGAUGUAAAGCCAUCAAAUAUUCUUGUGAAUGGUCGCGGAGAAAUAAAAUUAUGUGACUUUGGGGUAUCUGGAAUGUUGAUCGAUAGUAUGGCGAAUAGUUUUGUCGGUACGCGAUCAUAUAUGGCACCUGAGAGGCUUACGGGCAAUUAUUAUAAUGUACAAUCCGAUGUAUGGAGUUUUGGCCUAUCACUGGUAGAAAUAUCAGUUGGCCGAUAUCCAAUUCCAGCUCCAACAGCUAGCGAAUUCUCUAUAAUAUUCAAUAUACCUGAAGAAGAAAUAGAAUUUCCUGGCGGAAUCUUACCUGUCGCACCAUCCUCGACCCCAUCAACACCUAGAACAAUGGCGAUUUUCGAAUUGCUGGAUUAUAUUGUUAAUGAGCCACCUCCCGUAUUGCCACUGAAAAUUUUUUCGGAUGAUUUCGUGGAUUUCGUUAGCAAAUGCGUUAAGAAGAAUCCGAUGGAGAGGGCUAAUUUAAAAAUCUUAAGCAAUCAUUCUUUUUACAAAAUAUAUUCGAAUUCUGAAGAUGGCGGUGAAUUUGCUCGAUUUAUUCGUGAAGUAACUGAAUCCAGCCGAAUGUAUUUGUCUUGA
Dracunculus medinensis (Guinea worm) is the source of this 684-nucleotide messenger RNA. NCBI's taxonomy places the organism in Eukaryota, Metazoa, Nematoda, Chromadorea, Rhabditida, Dracunculidae. The record is from the annotation of a GenBank genome assembly.